This is a messenger RNA of Setaria italica (foxtail millet), 1293 nucleotides long. RefSeq names its product thioredoxin-like protein YLS8. The record is from RefSeq and is a predicted model, not a curated record. The coding region runs from base 652 to 1002 and encodes 116 amino acids. Gene Ontology annotation, biological process: mRNA splicing, via spliceosome. Gene Ontology annotation, cellular component: U4/U6 x U5 tri-snRNP complex; U5 snRNP; spliceosomal complex. Lineage: Eukaryota; Viridiplantae; Streptophyta; Magnoliopsida; Poales; Poaceae. The transcript has 3 exons.
GGCCGAGACCCGCCUUGAUCCACCUCCACACGACGCGGCAGCAAACGCGUCUCGUCUCCGGGGAGCGGAGCACCUGACCUGCCUCCAGCCGCCGUCCACAGACGCGUCCUCCGCCUCCGCCGUAUACCUCCAGAUCCGCAGGUGAGUUCAGGCGCUCUCUCCUCACGAUCCGAAUCUUCUCGCGGGUAAGCAGUUCGGCGCCCGCAGGAGAGAAGUCGAGAGAAGGAGGAGCGGCCGGCGGCGGAAGAAGAUGUCGUACCUGCUGCCGCAUCUGCACUCUGGGUGGGCGGUGGACCAGGCCAUCCUCGCCGAGGAGGAGCGCCUCGUCAUCAUCCGCUUCGGCCACGACUGGGACGAGACCUGCAUGCAGAUAGAUUGUCAGUUCAAAGUUGGGGCAGGAAUAGUUUCCAGUAAGUUUCUCUUUUUUACUCCAGACAAAACAAAGCUGUUAUUGGGACUUUUUGCAGUCUAUUUAACCUUCCAUGAUUUUGAAGCGUUUUAUGAGUUACCAUGUGAAAUUAAAGUAAUUGCCUAUAGGGCAGUUCCUUUCUAGUAAGUUAUGAAUCUCUGGAGAGUUCUUUGCAUUUGUUUCUUCCUCUGGUUGCUUUCCUGCUUGCGGAAGCCUGUCCUUUCGGCUUGGAGCUGUAACAUAUGCUGUUGAGAAGAUGCAGGCAAGUUAGAUGGGGUUUAGGGAUGGAUGAAGUGCUGGCUGCAGUAGCCGAGACCAUAAAGAACUUUGCUGUCAUCUACCUCGUAGACAUCACCGAGGUCCCGGACUUCAACACCAUGUACGAGCUGUACGACCCGUCGACGGUGAUGUUCUUCUUCCGUAACAAGCACAUCAUGAUCGAUCUCGGGACGGGAAACAACAACAAGAUCAACUGGGCCCUGAAGGACAAGCAGGAGUUCGUCGACAUCGUGGAGACCGUCUACAGGGGUGCCCGGAAGGGCCGUGGUCUGGUGAUCGCUCCCAAGGACUACUCCACCAAGUACCGUUACUAAGAAGUUACUAAGAAGGCAGGCAAUGGUGUCGGCUGCUGCUACUGCUGCUGUGUUAGCUUGAUAUGUUCCCACUCAUGUAAUGAGGGAUGUUUUAUCCAGACAGGCAGACAAGGGAUGCUUGCUUGUGAGCGUGUUGCUUAACUAUCUUGGCAUGCCAUAAACCUGUAAAGCUGUAAUAUGAGCUGAUCGUUGGAGUGUCAAAAAUUGUGUUUUUCACAAAACAGGGCUCAUGUUACUAUAAGAGACCAUUGCUGGUUUGACGCAUACUGCCGAGUCCAUAGCUUUCUUUUA